Messenger RNA from Dibothriocephalus latus, 390 nucleotides. The record is from the annotation of a GenBank genome assembly. Lineage: Eukaryota; Metazoa; Platyhelminthes; Cestoda; Diphyllobothriidea; Diphyllobothriidae.
AUGACCCAACCGGUUAGAGGUAAUGCCUGGAACAUCUGCGCAGGCCGAGCCCUGGACCUCUGUUUCGUGCUUAUCAAUCCCACAACGGUGCGAUGCGUAAUCAAGGAGCUACUGUCUUACCUUGAAAACUGCGACGCAGAGUUCAAGUCCGACGUCUGCUCCAAGAUUAUCACCGCCGUAGAGAAGUAUUCACCCAACAAACGCUGGCAUGUGGAUACCACGUUGAUGGUCCUGAAGUUGGCUGGCAAUCGCGCACGAGACGAUGUUAUGGCGUCAAUGGUCUACCUCAUUUCCCAAUCACCGGAGCUGCAUGCCUAUGCGACUGUGCAUUUGUACAAAGCAAUGCGUGAGAGUAUAACUCAGCAACCCCUAGUACAGGUAUGUGUUUGA